This is a messenger RNA of Uranotaenia lowii, 868 nucleotides long. RefSeq names its product antigen 5 like allergen Cul n 1-like. The record is from RefSeq and is a predicted model, not a curated record. NCBI's taxonomy places the organism in Eukaryota, Metazoa, Arthropoda, Insecta, Diptera, Culicidae. Bases 47 to 811 code for a protein of 254 amino acids. The transcript is spliced from 2 exons.
UGGACGACCUCGUUAUUCUCGUGAAACCCCUAGAGACCGAAACACGAUGGCAAACGAGAUGAAGUUGGCGUUCUGGAUCGGGGCCGGAUUGCUGAUCCUGAUCCUGGAGGUGGUCAAUGGCGCCGAGGAUUAUUGCGAUCCGCAUCUUUGCGAUCCCGGAGUGAAACACAUCGGCUGUGACAAUCCGAAUCAACUGGAUCCGAGCUGUGAGGAGGGUUUCGUCUACGAGAUGAACGACAAGCUGAAGAAACUGAUCGUGGACACCCACAACGACUACCGGAACCAGGUGGCCAAGGGAACGAUCAACUGGCUGCAGUCUUCCUCCAACAUGGUUGCUAUGGAUUGGGAUGACGAUCUAGCAUAUUUGGCCGAGUUGAACGUGAAAACGUGCAGCGGUGAUCACGACAAGUGUCACAACACCGUGGACUAUCCGUCCUCCGGACAGAAUAUUGCGUCAUGGGGAACGAGCGGAUCCGAGAUCGAUGUGGACAAAAAGCUGCCGGACCUGAUCUGGCAGUGGUGGGACGAACGGCACAAAUCGAAUCAGAGGCAGAUCAACAAACUGUUCGACAAGAAGAACACUCUACACUUCACGAUGCUGGCCCGGGACAAGGCUAAUCGAGUGGGCUGUGGUCUGAUCCGGAACAAACAGAACGGCUGGUACUGGCUGACGUUGACCUGUAACUAUGCGUACACCAACAUGAUCGGAACCCGGGUCUACAAGUCCGGAACGCCGUGUUCCGAGUGUAAAACCGGAUGUGACAAAAAGUGGGACGGUCUGUGUACCAAGGAUGAACCGGUUGAUUUGUAAGGCCGCAACGUGCUUGAAAGAAACCCUGGACGGAAAUAAAUGGGUGAUGGCCAAUGA